CUAUAUAUUCAUAUGGAGAUUGGACAAGGACCAACACUAAACCGCCUUGCAUUUAAAUAAAAACAUUCAAGCUCAGCUAUACACAAUUUCUUCCCUCACUGAAACAGGUGAUAUCAAUAGCAGAGAUGAUGACUCAACUGGGCUCAGCCGUAGCUGGCUUGAUGUUCAUCGGAGCAAUAUUUCGCGAUCAUUUCCCUCCUCAAAUCGUAGGCUUCAUCAGACGGUACUUUCAUCGAUGGCUGAAUCUGUUCAAUCCAUAUAUCCAAAUCACAUUCCCCGAACUCGCUGGAGAACGUCUUAAGCGUAGCGAGGCAUACAGUCUGAUUGAAAGCUAUCUUAGUGCCAACUCAACCCUGCACGCCAAACGUCUCAAAGCUGAUGAUGUUAAAGAGAGCAAGUCUAUAAUACUAAGCAUGGAUGAUCAGGAAGAGGUCGUCGAUGAAUUCAAUGGCAUCAAGGUCUGGUGGAUUUCAAUAAGAAAUGUUACCAAAACACAAUCAUUUUCUUUCUAUCCUGCUUCAGAAGAGAAGAGGUAUUACAAGCUCACAUUCCACAAACGCGACAGAGAAGUCAUCACAGGAUCAUAUAUUGAUCAUGUGCUGACAGAAGGCAAGGCUACGGUGGCCAAAAAUAGGCAGAGAAAGCUAUUUACUAACAAUCCUAGCGAGAAUUGGAGAUAUUACAUGGCAAAUAAAUGGAGUCAUGUAGUGUUCGAGCACCCUGCGUCGUUUGAUACUCUGGCAAUGGAGGAGAAGAAGAAAGAAGAGAUCAAGAAGGACCUUAUCAAGUUCAGUCAGAGCAAAGACUACUACACGAAAAUUGGUAAGGCGUGGAAGCGUGGUUAUCUCCUAUAUGGUCCUCCAGGGACAGGCAAAUCAACCAUGAUCACAGCCAUGGCUAAUUUGUUGAAUUAUGAUGUCUAUGACCUUGAGUUGACGACGGUCAAGGAUAAUACAGAGCUUAAAAGGCUAUUUAUGGAGACCACAAACAAGUCUAUCAUUGUGAUCGAGGACAUUGAUUGCUCGCUCGAUCUCACAGGACAAAGAAAGGAGAAAGAGAAGAAGAAGGAUAAGGAUCAAGAAAACAAGGAACCAAAUCCUCAGAAGGAAAAAGAGAAAGAGGAGAGGAAGAGUAAGGUCACUUUGUCUGGCCUUUUGAACUUCAUUGAUGGACUUUGGUCUGCUUGUGGUGGUGAAAGAAUCAUCAUCUUCACAACUAAUUAUGUGGACAAGCUUGAUCCUGCUUUAAUUAGGAGGGGAAGGAUGGACAAGCAUAUAGAGAUGUCUUAUUGUUGCUUUGAAGCUUUCAAGUUGCUUGCAAAGAACUACUUGGACAUUGAGUCACACGACUUGUUUCCUACAAUUGCAAGAUUAUUUGAAGAGACCAAGAUGACUCCUGCUGAUGUUGCUGAGAAUUUGAUGCCCAAGUCUGUGGAUGAAGAUGUGGAAAUUUGUUUGAACAGAUUGAUUGAAGCUAUGGAAGUUGCAAAGGAGGAGGAGGCAAGAAAAAAAUCUGAAGAAGCAGCGCUGUUGAAGGUCGAGAAUGAGAGGUUAGCAUCUACGAAGGAAGACGUGAAAGAUAGUGAAGUAUCAGUUAAGGAAGUGAAGGAAAAUGGGGUGCUUGACAAAGAAGUAUCAGUUAAAGAAGGGAAUGGGAAUGGGAAUGGGAUCACUCACUAGGGUUAGAAUGAGCUGAGAUGACAUAUAUUGAAGUGAAUUAGCAUGUGGAGUUUAAUUAUUUGUAUAAUAACUGUUUGCUGUAAAUCGGUUACGACGAUUUGGGCUUCAGGCAAUUGCCAUGGGAUAUUGUUGGCAUAAAUUCUCUGUAAACUAUAAGAGCUCUGUUUAGUUCAUCUGGAAUUGAAGAGAAGUUGUACCUCAUAUUAAUUGUUUUCAAAUUAUACUAGACCUGCAAUAAGAUGUUCUUUAAUACAA
Messenger RNA from Tripterygium wilfordii, 1934 nucleotides. RefSeq names its product AAA-ATPase At3g28580-like. Gene Ontology annotation, molecular function: ATP binding; ATP hydrolysis activity. Bases 126 to 1679 code for a protein of 517 amino acids. The transcript has a single exon. The record is from RefSeq and is a predicted model, not a curated record. NCBI's taxonomy places the organism in Eukaryota, Viridiplantae, Streptophyta, Magnoliopsida, Celastrales, Celastraceae.